GUGGGCACAGACGAAAUCCAUACUUUUAAGUUUAACAAACUUGUGUUACAAAUAACUACAAACUUGACAUUGGCUAAUCUUUGUAAAGCGAGACGAAAGAGAAAAAAAAAAAGUUUAUAUUUCAGUUGCCAUGGUAAUUUUGAAUCAAAAUAACGAAGUCAAACCUACAUGAAACUUUGGGAAACUAAUAUCCCCUUAGAGUGAUCCCAAUAUAUUUAGUUUCACAAGAGAAGAAAGUGAGGACAGGUAGUCGGUGGUGUGGUAGGCGCAGGUAUGUGCCAUGAACCGCUACGUGGUGCUGCAGCAGCUCGGCGACGGCACGUACGGCUCGGUGGCGCUGGCGCAGCGCCGCGACACGGGCGAGAAGGUGGCCAUCAAGCGCAUGAAGCGCAAGUACUACUCGUGGGACGAGGCCAUGAGCCUGCGCGAGGUCAAGUCGCUCAAGAAGCUCAACCACGCCAACAUCGUCAAGCUGCGCGAGGUGAUCCGCGAGAACGACACGCUGUACUUCGUGUUCGAGUACAUGCGCGGCAACCUGUACCAGCUGCUGCGCGACGCGCCGCGCGCCUUCCCCGAGCCCGUGCUGCGCAACAUGCUGUUCCAGGUGCUGCAGGGGCUGGCGCACAUGCACCGCCACGGCUUCUUCCACCGCGACCUCAAGCCCGAGAACCUGCUGUGCACCGGGCCCGAGCUGGUGAAGAUCGCCGACCUGGGGCUGGCGCGCGAGGUGCGCUCGCGCCCGCCCUACACCGACUACGUGUCCACGCGCUGGUACCGCGCGCCCGAGGUGUUGCUGCGCGCGCCGCGCUACGGCGCGCCCGUUGACCUGUGGGCGCUGGGCUGUAUCAUGGCCGAGCUGUACACGGCGCGCCCGCUGUUCCCCGGCAACUCGGAGAUCGACCAGCUGCACCGCAUCUGCGCGCUGCUGGGCGCGCCGACGCGCGCGCAGUGGCCCGAGGGGCACGCGCUGGCCGACGCGCUUCGCGUGCGGCUGCCGGGCGGCGCGGGCGUGCCGCUGGCGCGCGCCGUGCCCGGCGCCGGCGCACCUGCGCUAGCGCUGCUGGCCGCGCUGCUGCGCCUGCCGCCGCACGAGCGCCCCACCGCGCCGCAGGCCCUGAGAUUUCCAUAUUUCGCCGUGGGCGCCGCGCUUGCUCUGCCCCCUCCGGCGUCGCGGCUCAGGCGGAGUAGCACACGAGCGGAGAUCGAGAAUGCUGUCCCGGCGGCGCCCGGCGCUCCGAGCCAGCCGGUGGCGCCCACCCCGCCGCGUGACCGCUUCGCUGACAUCCUGGGGGGCGAGGUGGCGCACUCGGCGCGGCGCGGCGGCGGCGGCGGCGGGCGCAGCGUGCUGGCGGCACUGCAGGGCGCGCCACGCGCCGCGCCCGCGCCCGCUCCCGCUCCCGCGCCCGGCGCCGCGGCCGCCUACCUGGGCGCCGCGCGCUACGUGGCCGGCGCCAGGAUCGACACGACGCUGUUCCAGCCGCUCGCGCUGCUCUCGCGUCAAGAAGCCACCACAGUGGGCAGCGGCGCGCACAGAGUAGAUUGGGCGGCGAAGUAUUUGCGUUAACGUGAUUUCUUUCGAGUUGAACUCAUAAAAAUACUGUGUAUAUUUUGUAGAUUAGAAAACGUUUGUAAA
Molecule: messenger RNA, 1633 nt
Organism: Maniola jurtina (meadow brown)
Lineage: Eukaryota; Metazoa; Arthropoda; Insecta; Lepidoptera; Nymphalidae
Product: serine/threonine-protein kinase MAK
Exons: 5
Coding region: 281-1564 (427 amino acids)
Biological process (GO): intracellular signal transduction; intraciliary transport; cilium assembly
Cellular component (GO): cytoplasm; nucleus; cilium
Molecular function (GO): protein serine/threonine kinase activity; ATP binding
Source: RefSeq, a predicted model, not a curated record